Paramormyrops kingsleyae is the source of this 787-nucleotide messenger RNA. It is a transcript of the gene cart4, whose product is annotated as cocaine- and amphetamine-regulated transcript 4. Gene Ontology annotation, molecular function: neuropeptide hormone activity. Gene Ontology annotation, biological process: negative regulation of appetite; positive regulation of MAPK cascade; cellular response to starvation. The record is from RefSeq and is a predicted model, not a curated record. NCBI's taxonomy places the organism in Eukaryota, Metazoa, Chordata, Actinopteri, Osteoglossiformes, Mormyridae.
UGAUGCUGAAAAGUAUCAUCUCCAGAGGAGGCUGAAACUAUAGGAGAAAUCACAAUCAGGGCUGAAACUCCUGAAGUGACCAGUCUUGGCUUCCUUGCUUUUAAAUAAAAGGUCUAAACAGCACAGACGGGAACUUCGGUACCAUGGGCAGCGUCAGAGCCCUAGCCGCCGUGUACCUGGGCGUCUCUAUCUCCCUGUUCAUUGUCAUCUGCCAGAGUCAGGCACCAUCGGAAAACAAGCUGUCAUCACAAGAGGACAAAUAUCAAAUGGGAUAUUUCAGUAAGGACUUGGUGGAAGCACUCGAGGGGCUGGUGGAUGGAAAUAAGGACAACCGGAUAUCACUAGAGAAAAAAGCCAGCUUAAUUCCGUGGUGCGACGUGGGUGAGCGGUGUGCCAUGAAACACGGGCCCCGAAUCGGGAGGCUCUGCGACUGUCUCAGAGGGACUGCCUGCAACACCUUCUUCCUCCGCUGUUACUGAUUCGGGAACAUUACAUUGAAUCCCCCAAGUCGGCCAAAUUUGACAUGUUUUCCUCUAAAGGUCUGAUACGUCGAUCAGACCAUUAUUGGAAACAACGAACGAUAUUUUGGAAACGUUUUUGUUAACUUGUUCCUGUGACUUUGUCUUAAAAUUGUCUGGUCAUCGUUAAUAGAGAACUUUAUCUGUGUAGCUAAUCUAUUUUUCAUCAAUAAAAUGUACAUAAAUCAUAAGGUUAUCGGUGACCUGCUUGUGAACAGCCUAUAUAAUUUAGGCCAAAUUACCAUUAUCAAAGUGUUAUUAUAGUUAAU